GAGAGUGUGCGCUCAACUAUCAGGUCAUCCAGUUCGUAAAAUCUGUUGUGUUCUGACAACGAGAACAGAGAGGAGCAAGAAGACUUCACUGAACAGACACAACACAUUCUGCACCUUCAGAAAUGCACGAAUUAUGGGAACAUUUAAUUGUUACACCUUGCAUUUUCAAUUUUUCAGGCUUUUUGGUUACAGUAAAAGAGUAGCAGGAAGACCUCAGGAUUUUAAAGAGGACAGAAUGAAGCAAACCUCUGGACUUAAUGGCUGGAUCAAAGAUGCUAUAAAGAAAAGAAGGAUACAUGACCUCUAACCAAACUUGGGAGGUAACAAACUUUUGUCUUUGAGAGUCUAACAGUGUUAAUAAGGGACAUUAUGAACUUGUAUGCCAACAUUUCAAAGCCUGUGCCUAAAAGCAUCUUCACCUCUUCAAACCUCAUGCCCUUUGACCCUGACACCUGGACACCGAGUCCGGACAUCAUGCUGGGUAAUGUGGUUCGUAACAGUUCGUUUGGCUGUAACAGAAGUUGGGCUGACACUGAAGCAUCUCUCUUUCCAAACGUAUCCAUCAGCAGCACUUCCAGUGAAAAAACAGAACCGCUGUCAUGGCAAAGGUGCAACGGCGAGACAAGCAAAGAGGAGUUAGUUCGGAAAAACUGGGCUGCGCUACUGAUUUUGGUUGUAGUCAUUAUUACGGUUACCGGGAAUAUUUUAGUAAUCAUGGCUGUCAAUCUGGAACGAAAACUGCAAAAUGCCACAAAUUACUUUCUCAUGUCACUGGCAGUGGCAGAUAUGCUUCUGGGACUUCUGGUCAUGCCUGUCUCCAUGGUGACCAUUGUGUAUGGUUACUCCUGGCCCCUCCCUGCAUCACUGUGUCCCAUGUGGAUCUACUUGGAUGUUCUCUUUUCCACUGCCUCCAUCAUGCAUCUGUGCGCUAUCUCGCUGGACCGUUAUGUGGCCAUCCGUAACCCCAUCCGACACAAUCGGUCAAACUCACGCUCCCGUGCCCGGGCCAAGAUCACGGCAGUCUGGACCAUCUCAGCAGGCAUCUCCAUGCCAAUCCCGGUGCUGGGUCUGCGUGAUCACACCAAAGUUUUCAAGGAUGGCAGCUGCCUAUUGACGGACAACUCUUUCGUAUUGAUUGGGUCCUUUGUGGCCUUCUUUGUGCCAUUGACCAUUAUGGUAGUGACCUAUUUCCUGACUAUCAGCGCUCUGCAGAGUGAGGCCACUCUCUGUCUCGACCAACUGGUGCCCAGGCCCAAAUGGAGCACAGGAUUCACUCUCAACUUCCUCCCAGGACCCUCAUUCUCGCCCUCUGAGAAAAAACUGUUCUUGCGGCGCUCGUUGAGCCGUGAGGUGGGGGCAGAGUCAGGGGUUGUGAUGCCACCUUUCGGACGAAAUAUGGUGCAGUCCAUCAGCAACGAGCAAAAAGCCUCCAAAGUUCUGGGCGUGGUUUUCUUCCUGUUCGUAGUCAUGUGGUGUCCAUUUUUCAUCACUAAUGUUUUAGCGGUGGUUUGCGAGCCAGCGACGUGUGAUGCCGACGUAAUGAACAGUCUGUUGAAUGUGUUUGUGUGGGUUGGUUACCUGUCCUCCGCCGUUAACCCGUUGGUUUACACACUCUUCAACAAGACUUACCGCUCAGCUUUCGCCAGAUACAUCCGAUGCCAGUUUCAUGAGGAGAAGAAACCGCUACAACUAAUUCUGGUCAACACCAUUCCACCGCUGGCCUAUCAGUCCACACACCUGCCGCUCACUGGAUCAAUAGGCAAUGGGGAUUUCUCUCUGCCCCUUCCCAAUAAAAAACACCAUCUGUCCAAAAGCAGCAAAAAUGAGAGUGUCAGCUGCUUGUGAAUUCUCUCUGUGAACUCACAAAAUGCCAGC
Molecule: messenger RNA, 1875 nt
Organism: Carassius auratus (goldfish)
Lineage: Eukaryota; Metazoa; Chordata; Actinopteri; Cypriniformes; Cyprinidae
Product: 5-hydroxytryptamine receptor 2A-like
Exons: 3
Coding region: 370-1845 (491 amino acids)
Biological process (GO): phospholipase C-activating serotonin receptor signaling pathway; chemical synaptic transmission; release of sequestered calcium ion into cytosol
Cellular component (GO): plasma membrane; dendrite
Molecular function (GO): G protein-coupled serotonin receptor activity; neurotransmitter receptor activity
Source: RefSeq, a predicted model, not a curated record